AUGGACAACAUCGACCCGGAUUUCGAAGGCCGUGUUCUGGUCGUGGCCAACCGUGUGCCCAUCUCUAUCAAGACCACUCCAGACGGCGAGUUCGAGUACAGCAUGUCUUCUGGUGGUCUGGUUUCGGGACUCAAGGGCUUGGCCAAGGCGAUUGACUUCAAGUGGUUCGGCUGGCCAGGCAUCGAUGUACACCGCAAUGACAAGGACAAAGUACGCCGCCAUCUGCAAGACAACUUUAACGCCGUCCCCAUCUUCCUGGCAGAAGAACUUGCCGACAUGCAUUACAACGGCUUCUCAAACUCGGUAUUGUGGCCGCUGUUGCAUCGCAUGCCCGACAGAGCUGGCUCGGAUGAGAGAUGGUCAAAAGCGUACCAGGAGGUCAACGAGAUCUUUGCCGACAACAUCGUCCCCUACGUGGAGGACAACGACAUCAUCUGGGUCCAUGAUUACCACCUCCUGCUUCUCCCAGGUAUUCUGCGUGAGCGACUGAGCAAGAAAAAGAAUCUCAAGAUCGGAUUUUUCUUGCACACUCCUUUCCCCACAGAGGACUAUUUUACCAUUCUACCAUUCCGAGAGCAGAUUUGCCGGAGUUUGCUCCUUUGUGACGUGGUGGGGUUCCACACGAAUCAGUACGCCAAGGACUUUCUGGAGAGCGCCCGCGUCGUCCUCGAGGGCGUGUCGAGAUCCCCGAGUGACCUCCACUGGAAUGGACGCAAGGUGAUCGUCCAUGGCUUCCCCCUUGGCAUCGAGGCAGACGAGUGGAAACAGAAGUUGGGUACGGAUGAGGUCAAGCAAGAAGUGGCGAAGUUGCGUGAUGAGUUUGAGGAGCAAAAGAUCAUUCUCGGAGUCGACAGACUGGACUAUAUCAAGGGCAUUCCCCAGAAACUCAAGGCCUUUGAUCGCUUUCUGACAGAGCACCCGGAGUGGGUGGGCAAGGUGGCCAUGGUCCAGUUGGCGAUUCCCACCCGAGGAGAUGUGGAUACGUAUCGAAAGCUGCGGGAGGAAGUGGAGCUUCUCGUUGGACGCAUCAAUGGCAAACACGCGACAUUCAAGCACACGCCGAUCCACUAUCUAUACCGAUCUGUGCCGCCGGACCAACUCUGCGCGCUCUACGCGGUUUCGGACGUGUGCAUCAUCUCCUCUGUCCGCGACGGCUUGAACCUGGUGAGCUACGAGUAUGCGGCAUGCCAGGAAGAACGCAAGGGAGUCCUGAUGAUGUCGACGUACGCAGGGGCAAUCAAGACUCUGCCCCCGUCAUCGAUGAUCCUCCUCAACCCCUGGGACACAACCCGCUUUGCCGAGAGAAUCAACCAAGCAGUAAACAUGGGCAUGGACGAGCGGGCGCGGAGGCACAAGGAAAUGAUGCAGGUUGUGGAUACCUGGACGAGUGUCAAAUGGGGCAAAGCUUUCCUCCAAACCAUGAUGACCAUGGAUAUCCCCCACGACGCCGAGAUGCCGGACCGCGACCCGCUGGUAGACUGGAACUCAGAGGUCCCAGAUGAGGAAACGGGCAAGAUUCAACCCUAG
Fonsecaea multimorphosa CBS 102226 is the source of this 1527-nucleotide messenger RNA. RefSeq lists its product as uncharacterized. Bases 1 to 1527 code for a protein of 508 amino acids. Gene Ontology annotation, molecular function: catalytic activity. NCBI's taxonomy places the organism in Eukaryota, Fungi, Ascomycota, Eurotiomycetes, Chaetothyriales, Herpotrichiellaceae. Gene Ontology annotation, cellular component: alpha,alpha-trehalose-phosphate synthase complex (UDP-forming); cytosol. The transcript has 4 exons. The record is from RefSeq and is a predicted model, not a curated record. Gene Ontology annotation, biological process: cellular response to heat; trehalose biosynthetic process.